Messenger RNA from Choloepus didactylus (southern two-toed sloth), 2274 nucleotides. RefSeq names its product complement component 5a receptor 2 (gene C5AR2). Gene Ontology annotation, biological process: phospholipase C-activating G protein-coupled receptor signaling pathway; positive regulation of cytosolic calcium ion concentration; complement receptor mediated signaling pathway. NCBI's taxonomy places the organism in Eukaryota, Metazoa, Chordata, Mammalia, Pilosa, Megalonychidae. The transcript is spliced from 4 exons. The record is from RefSeq and is a predicted model, not a curated record. Gene Ontology annotation, molecular function: complement component C5a receptor activity; G protein-coupled receptor activity. Gene Ontology annotation, cellular component: plasma membrane. Bases 885 to 1898 code for a protein of 337 amino acids.
UUCCCAGGGGAAGUUGUGGGGAAGGGAAGUGGGGGACGGAUUGCGCUGAGUUGGACUGUGUUCCUCUACCCCUUGGGUCCACCCUACCCCUCCCUGUCCCUUACAUCUGCUCCCCAAAGCCCGGGACCAAAUCUCCCCCAUAUCCUCUCCUAGCACCCACACUUCAGGGCUGGGGGUGGGCGAUUCAGCUGCCACGUGCAGCCUGUCCGCCCUCCGUGCUGUGUGACCUUCCCGAAAGUCACACCCCUGACUCCCAGGAAGGUGUGACGCAGCGUUGGUGUUGCCCAGCAGAAAUGUCCAGCGAGCCGCAAAUGCAAUUGUUAUGGGUUGAAACAUGUCUUGCACAAUGUUCACGUCAUAAAUCCUGGUCCUGAGGAUGUAAACCCAUUUGUAAACAGGAUCUUUGAAGAUGUGAUUCACUAAGGUGACGCCAAACCGAAUCGGGGGACUUAAUCCCAUGUGACUGGAGUCCCUCCCUAUAAGUAGAGGAACCUCAGACACAGUAAAUGACAGGUGGGGAGGGGCACGGUGAUGUGACAGAGGCAGAGAGUAGGUUAUAGAAUGUCAGCCGAGCCAUCAGACUGCUACAGACUUCAGGAAAAGCGCAAUCCUGCAGACACCUUGGUUGUGGGCUUCUGAUCUUCCAAAACUGUCUGUCUGGGGCCGGCAACGUGGUAGUGUCUGGAGGUGGCAGACAAGGAGCUCAUCCAGGGAUCUGUCAGCUGCCAGGCGCAGGGACUCUCAACUGUGGCCCCAGAUCGUGCUCCAAACAGGGGUCUGGCCAAAUUGGGAACCUUCUUGCAAGAGACGGUGCUGUGCUCAGCUGUUCACGCCUGCUAACUCAUUGAACUCUCUCAACGCCCUCUAAGGAGCCUGGGGCUCAGAUGGAGAACUCUUCUCACAGCUACAGCUACGCGGAAUAUGAUGGGAUUCCAGAUUUCCCCGUGGACUGUCCAGACGGCUCCUGCCAGGCCCCUGACCCGCUCCGCACGGCCCCGCUCCUGCUGUACGCCGCAGUCUUCCUGGUGGGGGUGCCAGGCAAUGCCACGGUGGCCUGGGUGAUGGGCAAGGAGGCCCGCCGGAGGCCCGGAGCCACCUGGUUCCUGCACCUGGCCGUGGCGGACCUGCUCUGCUGCCUGUCUCUAGUGGUCCUGGCUGUGCCCAUCAUCCUCCAGGACCACUGGCCGUACGGGGCCCUGGGCUGUCAGACCCUGCCCUCCGUCAUCCUGCUGUCCAUGUACGCCAGCGUCCUGCUCCUAGCCGCUCUCAGCACUGACCUCUGCCUGCUGGCCCUCAGGCCCACCUGGGGGGCCGCGGCAUGGCGGGCUCAUGGGGUGUGGGCCACCUGCGGGGCCGCCUGGCUGCUGGCCCUCCUGCUGACUGUGCCCUCCGCCAUCUACCGCCAGCUGCACCAGGAACACUUCCCACCACGGCUGGAGUGUGUGGUGGACUACGGGGGCUCAGCUGUGACUGAGCAGACGGUAGUGGCCACCCGGUUUGUUUUCGGCUUCCUGGGGCCACUGGUGGCCGUGGCCAGCUGUCAUGGUGUCCUCAUGUGCCGGGCAGCCCGCCGCUGCUGGCUACUGGGCACGGCCAUCGUGGUGGGGUUUUUUGUCUGCUGGGCCCCCUAUCACGGGCUGGGGCUGGUGAUUGCUGCAGCCGCACCACGCUCCGCGCUCCUGGCCUGGGCCCUGCGGGGCGAGCCGCUGGUGGUGGGCCUUGCCCUUGCUCACAGCUGCCUCAAUCCCAUGCUCUUCCUGUAUUUUGGGCGGGCGCAACUGCGCCGGUCACUGCCGGCUGCGUGUCGCUGGGCCCUGAGGGAGCCUGAGGAAAACGAUGACAGUGAGGUCAGCAAGAAAGCCACCAGACUUGACCCACUCUCAGAGACGGGGGUGUAGGCUAGAGGGACGCUGGUUUGUGUUUUCCUAUCCCAUUUCAUUAAUACCAGCUUCAGGCAUAGCUGGAUCCAGGAGUCACCAAUGUCUUCAUUUAUUCGAUAAACAUUCAUUGUGCACCUGCUAUGUGCCAUGUCCUGUAUAGACAGAGGGGAUACACAGUGACCGAAAGAGAAAGAAGUCCCUGCCCUCACAGAGCUCACAUUCCAGCAGGGGAGGACAGACAAUAAGAUACGAAGGAAUACGGAUAGGUCAGUAUGCUGGUUUGAAUCUGUGGUGUACCCCAUAAAAGAUUAUGUUCUUUUAAUCCACUGUUGUGGGGGCAGACUUAUUGUGGCUGGGAUCUUUUGAUUGGGUUGUUUCCAUGGAGAUGUGACCC